Messenger RNA from Frieseomelitta varia, 2624 nucleotides. Its product is annotated as protein GPR107. Gene Ontology annotation, cellular component: Golgi apparatus; membrane. Gene Ontology annotation, biological process: transport. The transcript is spliced from 10 exons. Lineage: Eukaryota; Metazoa; Arthropoda; Insecta; Hymenoptera; Apidae. The record is from RefSeq and is a predicted model, not a curated record. The coding region runs from base 129 to 1886 and encodes 585 amino acids.
UGACAUUCCCAUUCCUCGUGUCCAAGCUCAGUUUCUGCUCGUGUAUCGACGAGUGAAGAUUGCACGUUUUAAAUACAAUUAUUUUGUAUUUCCGUGAUGUGACACUUCCCUGGUGAAAAUUAACGAAGAUGCAAUUGACACAAUUAGUGAUACGAUGUCUUUGGACUGUGUCAAUAUUUGUGUUAGCAGCGGGCAGAAUUCACAAACUCCAAAUACGGAAAGAUGUAAGGCGGUACAUCGCGCUUAGUACCUUCGGCUUCUACAAGGGAGGUACUCUCGAUGUGAACCUGACGAAUUUCAAGGCUGACCCGUACGACGAGAACGCCGUGUUUGGAUUCAGUUUGGAUCGAACCCUAAGCGAUGCGAUGAAUCCAUAUUUAGACAGUCACCAAGAGAGAUGCGUACUCCAAGACAUUUCGAGCAUCAAGCCCGAUUUCGAGCAAAGAAAUGACAGCGCAGUGAUAUAUUUUAUAAUGGAUUUGAAGAACAACUUGUUGAGAGUAAACUGUAGCCGAAAUGUGGGCAUUGUACAUAUCUACAAAGAUUCCAGCAAAGUGUUAGUAUUUCACGAGAAAAGAGAUUCCUUUCCAACUAGAUUCAGUGAUACCGUUCUUUUCCCACGGAGGAAACGGUACACCUCGUACGACGGUAUCGAGAGAACUGUUAUCGAGGAUGAAUUUGAAUCGAGGUCGGAAAGUAGCGUCUGUUCUCGUCUAAAGUUGCCGAUGACCGUGCAAACCAUAAGAGGGGAAAAAUAUUACAAUACGAGCUUUGCCAUGUACGUUGGUAGCGAGGAAGAGGAAGGUCUUUAUAAUCUUUAUUUCCAUAAUUGCCCAAAUUACAAGUACGAUUCGCAAGUUGCGUUGGAUUUCACGAUACAAAUAUCGGAAAUCAACAACGGAAAUUUCCUCAGCGCAGGUGAAAUGCCUUUACCAAUCCUAUAUUUUGUCAUGUCGCUUCUGUUCUUUCUGUCAGGUUGCUUUUGGGUGUUUAUCCUCAAGAGGAGCAAGCACCCUGUUUUCAAAAUUCAUUAUCUUAUGGCUGUUUUGGUACAUCUGAAGGCCAUGUCCUUAUUCUUCCACGGGAUUAAUUAUCACUUUAUUCAAACAAAGGGAGAACACGUUGCCGCAUGGGCAAUCUUGUAUUAUAUCACACAUUUACUGAAAGGAGCCGUACUUUUUAUUACCAUUGUAUUAAUUGGCACUGGAUGGACGUUUAUUAAACACAUUUUAGCUGACAAAGAUAAGAAGCUCUUUAUGAUCGCGAUACCGUUGCAAGUAUUGGCAAACGUAGCAGAAAUAAUAAUCGAAGAGAGCGAGGAAGGAGAUAUCGAGUAUAAAACUUGGCGAGACGUUUUUAUUCUCGUGGACUUACUUUGUUGCGGUGCUAUUAUAUUUCCGGUUGUUUGGAGUAUCAAGCACGUGGAAGAAGCUGCACACAUAGAUGGCAAAGCAGCCAUUAACUUACGCAAGCUCAAGCUUUUUAAGCAUUUCUACAUUAUGAUAUUUUCUUAUAUUUACUUUACAAGAAUCAUAGUGUACUUACUUAAGAUUACAGUACCUUUUCAAUACGAAUGGUUAGAUGAAAUGUUCCGAGAAAUGUCCACGUACAUCUUUUUUGUUCUUACUGGGUAUAAGUUCCGAGCAGCAGCCGCAAAUCCAUAUUUCACGUUGACCAACGAUGAAACAGCUCAUGCUGACGAGGACGACGAGAUGGAUGUCGUUCUUUUUUCCAGUGUUUCCGGAGGUAGUGGCAUCACGGAAGGUCUCAGUAAAGUUAGCAAAGUGCCGAAAGUUCUGAGGCCAGUUACAUCGGAUAUUCCAUCCACUCAGGAGGAGAGAGACUGUUUGUUUAACAAGACAGAAUCUUCUCACGAAUACGACUGAACGACGUAGAAAUUGGUCGUAAUGUAACGACGAUUCAGUAUGAACGAAAGUAAAAGAUUCGUUUGCUGUUUGGUGAUAUAUUUCGAAAUAGUGCCAACAGCCAAGAGUACCAUCUAGCGUGAACAACAUUUGAAAACUGUCGAACCAAGACAGAAGUACAUAGUUAAAGGUAGCGUCAGAACUUCUCGUUUGGAUUUGUUUUGUAUAUUUUUUUUUUUUUUUUUUGUACAGCAAAAGAACUGACAUUUUAUUUACCAAAUGGUCACAUAUUGUGUUCCUUUCUCAAUUUUGCGAGAAAAAUUUUUUUGAAUUCAUUUUAAUUUGGGUGUAACCUUACGUGAAAACAGUUUCUUUGGACACCUAAUGCAAUAUUUUCGAUUAUUCGAAAACUAUUUUUUUUUUUUUUUUUAGAUUCAUUUGAUUGGCAAUAGAUUUUCUUACGCAAAUAUAACAUAUAAUAUUAUCUGCUUCCUAAAACGUAACUUCGGAUCAGACUUUGAAAUUUAACGUAAUUUAUAAUUAUUAAUACAGAAUUGCUAAUAGGUAUCGGUCAGAGUUAAUCUAGACGGUUUUAAAUGUUUAAUGUUUUGGAUACGCAAUAUGAUGUGAUUAUACGUUUAGAAUCAUACUUGAAUGCAAGCUCAAUGAGAGUAAAUUCGUGUUUUGAUAUGCAUCUUGCUGUAGUUGAUUUUUCUUAGGCAUUUAGCGAAACGGAGAAACAUUUCCAUUUGUGUUUCC